ACUUGUUGUGAUUGUUUGUGUCGACUUCUCAUACUGUAUCGUAUUUCAAGAGCGACAGUCGUUGUUACAAUCAGUUGAUGUGUAUUUGGUAGAAACUUAUCAAAAAUGAAAUAUCAUUUUUUUUCCAUGAUAUUUAUGGCCAUGGUUGUGGUUCAAUCGGCACCACUUGAAACCAUUACACCAUCACAAUCAUCAUCGUCAGAAAUGUCAUAUCUUCCGCCAAUUCAACCAGAAAUCACCUCUUACGAAUACACACCAACAGACACUGGAUAUACAUACAGGUUAGCGGUACCUGGCUUGGUCAUUCGUGAGGAAACGCUUGAAGUCCGAAAUAAGGGAACGGACAAAGAAGAAACGGCUGUUAUUGGCCUAUAUUUUUUUGAUGGCGAUGAUGGAUAUAGAUAUUAUAUUAAAUACACUAUCGAUAACAAUGGAAUUAUCACUGAAGUUGAAGCAGUUCCAAGACGUCGAGUUCCACCAAAUGUUCUAAAAAGUCUUGUUGGCUAAAAAACAACUUUUUUGGAUUUGAAAACAUUUUUCAUAGACAUUAUUUUGUUCAAUUCAAAGCUAGUGCGCGUUAAUUUUUUAUGUACUUUUUUUUUUAAAUAAAAGAGAUAAAAAAAGAUGUGAAGGAUUCUUCAACAGACAAAAUAAACGGUUAAAAUCA
Messenger RNA from Contarinia nasturtii (swede midge), 667 nucleotides. RefSeq lists its product as uncharacterized. Bases 106 to 507 code for a protein of 133 amino acids. The record is from RefSeq and is a predicted model, not a curated record. Lineage: Eukaryota; Metazoa; Arthropoda; Insecta; Diptera; Cecidomyiidae. The transcript has 3 exons.